Molecule: messenger RNA, 2455 nt
Organism: Pelmatolapia mariae (spotted tilapia)
Lineage: Eukaryota; Metazoa; Chordata; Actinopteri; Cichliformes; Cichlidae
Product: 5-hydroxytryptamine receptor 3A-like
Exons: 14
Coding region: 925-2289 (454 amino acids)
Biological process (GO): chemical synaptic transmission; regulation of membrane potential; monoatomic ion transmembrane transport
Cellular component (GO): plasma membrane; neuron projection; synapse
Molecular function (GO): acetylcholine-gated monoatomic cation-selective channel activity; serotonin-gated monoatomic cation channel activity
Source: RefSeq, a predicted model, not a curated record
AGAAAAUGACUUGCAUAAGGAGGUUGCCACAGGAAACCUCACCCUUGCUGAGUCUGCCGUUGUGAACAGGAACCAACUGGCUUCUGUUUCCCUUAAGAUAGGCUUGACCAGUUACUUACUAGCAGUUGAACGUAUAUGUUUUAUGCUUAGUAAGGAGUUGUAUGUUAUCUCUUCCUACAUGUGUCUGUGACGCAAACAUGCUUGAGUAUAAAUAAAGCUGACUGCAAAGCCUCGGUGUGAGUAUCACCCGAUCACUCACCCGUGCGCACGUAGUUCUCUGAACAAAACUCUGACUGUUUUUGUAUUCCUUCAAUGUGUUUUAUAAUGUCUUACCACUGACAAUCACUAAUAAUAAAGCCGCUCUGUUACUUUACUUUAACAUUACAUUAUUAGUUCUCUUCAAUACACUUCCUUUUAAUUCUAGGUGCUACUUCCAUCAAUCAAGUCUACCAUGUUAAUUUUCAUCAGUAACUUCAUGCCAGGGGGUCUUCCAUCCAUCAAAAAUUAUUGUUAUCCUCAUACCAGGAUGAAAAGGCUCGGCUCCUUCUCACUUAUGUGUGGCCACGAUACACUUGUUCUUUUCUGUCUGCCUGGCUCUCCUGGAAAUAACCCUCAUCACCAACCUGCUGUGUGGUUCUGCUGACCCCUCUCCUGCCCCUCGCUGGAUCCCAGUCCUUAUUCUGCAGUUUCUGGGAUUUCUUGUUUGGAUGACACAAAUGAAUAAGAAACCACGAGCUUCAGUGCUGCCAGCUGAAAGUCAUGUCUUCUAAGCGUCUAUACAUCGUCAUCUCUCUGCUCAUGCAUGUGUUGGUGCAGUUGACUGGACCUGUUUACUUUGUCAGCACAACACGAACUGACAGUUAGCUACUUUUAUAACAGUUCAGGGAAGAGGAAACAUGAGGCACUAGAUCCCAAAGGUCUUUCAUGGAUUGCUUAAAAGCAGCUCAGUACAGCUCCACCAUGCUGCACUGCUCUAAUCCCAAUACACCUUCAAUGCUGGAGGCUCUUUCGCCAGUCUUCAACCUGAAAGCUAUUCGACCCGUGGUGAACAUAACAACAGUCACGAACGUUGGCCUUUUCUUAACUGUGUUUGGCAUUAUGGGAGUGGAUGAGAAAGACCAGCUCCUCACAACAUUUCUCUGGCAAGAUGUUGAAUGGGAAAAUGAAUUUACCAAAUGGGACCCAGAAGAGUGCGGAACAAGCCGGAUUUCUGUUCCAAGAACAAACCUGUGGGUACCAGACAUUAUAAUCAAUGAAAUCAUGGAUGAAAACACAGCUCCAAAGGUGCCAUAUACCUACCUGCUUUCUGAUGGUACUGUGAGUGAUUCACAACCUAUCAAAGCCAUCACCUCCUGCAGGCUUGACAUCUACUUGUUUCCAUUUGACAUUCAGAACUGCACUUUAUCAUUCAACUCAUUCACACUCAGCAGUAAUGAUCUGCAGCUUCAUCUGGCAGGGACGCCAGAGAGGAUGUUUGAAUACUCUAAAUCAAUGAUGGCAACUAUGGGUGAAUGGGAACUAAUUGGAAUUGCAGUAAAGAAAUACACACUGCCAUCUACAGCCUCAGGCUUUGAUGAUAUAAUUCACUUCUAUAUCUCAUUGCGGCGCCAGCCCAUGAUAUACGUAGUGAACCUCCUGCUCCCCAGCUGCUUCCUCAUCACUGUGGACCUCUUCAGCUUCAUCUUGCCUCCCAAUACUGUUGACAGGUCUGUGUUCAAGAUGACGCUGAUCCUGGGCUACACAGUCUUCCUGCUCAUAAUGAAUGACCUGCUGCCCAUCACUGAAAAUAACUUGCCUCUCAUAAAUGUUUUCCUGUCUAUGUGCCUGGCUAUGAUGGUGGCCAGUCUACUAGAAACUAUUGUCAUUACAAACUUCCUCUGCGGUUCCUCAAACUAUUCUCGAGCUCCUCGUUGGAUCAGAGUGCUUGUUCUUAAAAUCCUGGGUCGACUAGUAUGCCUUCGUCCAAAACCCAGAGAUCAGAACGACACAGUGAUCCAAAAUCCAGUCCCACAAGUCUCCUCUCCAGUGACAGAGGAAUACAAGACUCUGGAGCAGAAGGGGCCACUGAGCGAGGACAAAACCCUGCUAGAGCUGAGGAGCCUGGGCAGAGUCCUCCAGGCCAUCCGCCUUCAGAUGGAGCAGCAUCUGAGCAAAACCCAGAGCACAGAGGAAUGGAUCCAGAUAGGUUUAAUCAUAGACCGCCUGCUGUUCAUCCUUUACAUCAUCUUCAUAACAGUCAGCUUCAUUACCAUCAUCAUUAUCUGGGUGAUUUCAUACAAUGCAGCCUAAUUUAACUUUUUAGCUUGUCUGUUCUUUAAACUCUUUGUAUUCAUUUUUGUAAAUGCAUUUAACACCACAGACUGAAAUUCUUUACCUUAACAAUAAUUCAAUACAUGUUUUGUCAUUUUAGUGCGGCAAUUAUGUAAACAAAUAAAUAACAGAGCCCUGUUUUCUG